AUGCGGGAGAAGGACCAGCCCAAAACAAUUAAUGAACACACUAAAAAUGAGCCUCAGCAGAAUGAGGAGCUGAUCUUGAAAUCUUUACCGCCAGCACCAUCACCGAACUUAGAGAAGGCAGAGGCUAAACAAGAGAAUAUAGCUGCAACAAAGGGAGUAGAUGAUGCUAAUAAGAGACCCAGAGCAAUCCCAAGAACCCCAAAUAGGCCUCCCGUCAGUAAUCCAGAAGUAGUAAAGAUCCAGGCCUGGUGGCGGGGCACCCUGGUGUGUAGCACACUGCUGUACGUGGCUCUCAGGGUGUGGAUCAUUCAGGGCUGGUGGAGGCAUAAGCUGGUGAAGCUGCAUGAGAAUAGGCGGCGGACAGCUCUGGAGAACUUUACACAGAAGGAGUGGGCGGCAGUCAGGCUGCAGUCCUGGGUCCGCAUGUGGCGCAUCCGUUGGCGCUACUGCCGUUUGCUCAACGCUGCCCGCAUCAUCCAGGCCUACUGGAGAUGCCAAUCCUGCGCUUCCCAGGGUUUCACCAAGGGCCACUACAGAGUCACGGCCAACCAGCUGCACCUCGAACUCGAGGUCUUGCUGGGCUCAGGGCCUUGCAUUGUGACAGAGUGUAUUCCCCUUCCAAUAAAGCAGUGA
Eubalaena glacialis (North Atlantic right whale) is the source of this 633-nucleotide messenger RNA. Its product is annotated as IQ domain-containing protein F1-like. Gene Ontology annotation, molecular function: calmodulin binding. The record is from RefSeq and is a predicted model, not a curated record. The transcript is spliced from 4 exons. NCBI's taxonomy places the organism in Eukaryota, Metazoa, Chordata, Mammalia, Artiodactyla, Balaenidae. The coding region runs from base 1 to 633 and encodes 210 amino acids.